CUGAAAUAUGACAAAGUAGCACAACCCGACGUAAAAUAGGCCAAAAAUACACGACUAUGCCCCUCAAACGGAUAAGAACUAGGGGUGCAAAUAGGUGCAAUUACAUCGUUAUCACAGUGGAAGUUGAAGUUGAGGAAGAGUUUGAAUCAGAGUUAGAAGGAAGUGAAGCCAAGAUGGUGGCCAAUUAAAAUGCUCAAGCGGGAGUUGAAGAAGAACCGAGGACCAUGGGCUACUACAUGGCCCCAAGGGUGGCGGAUAUCCAACCUACCAUUUUACAUCCACUCGUGGCCGCUAACAAUUUCGAGAUCAAGCUCAGACUCGUCACAAUGAUGAAGAACAAUGAACAAUUCCAUUGUCUUAAAGAUAACUCUGUAAGGGAGCAUAUCCAGAGGUUCAUUGAGCUUGCGGAAUGUUUAAAGAUAAAUGGGGUUCCCGAAGAAGCUUUGAAGUUGAGGCUAUUCCAUUACUCUCUUGCAGGGAAUGCGCUCCGGUGGCUCAACAAUAGACCACUAUUCUCGAUCACCUUAUGGGACGACUUGCUCAACAAGUUCAUGACCCGAUAUUGUCCACCUUUCAAGAUGGCGGAGUGGUGCAAAAAGAUCACCCAUUUUGUUCAAGAGACGGAUGAAACAUUGAGCGACGCAUGGGAGAGGUUCUCCAAUUAUUUCCUCCAAUGCCCACAUCACGAUUUCGAAGAGCAAUUUUGGAAUGAGACCUUCUGCGGCGGUCUCCUCCGAGAUAACAAGAUCCUCAUUGACUCUCUAUGUCAAGGGAAAUUGAUGAAUAUGACUACACCUUAGGUGACCCAAUUGCUUGAAGAAAUGCUGACGAAAGGGUAUUAUUGGGAUUUGACGAGAAGUGGAAAGAGGAGUACGUUCUAUGGAGUCGAAUCCUCCACUUGAAGCAAAGAUCGAUCGAUUGGUUGGCGCCCUCCUUGAAGACAAUAAGCAAGGGAAGAUGUCGUUAAUGGCAUGUGAUUGGUGUUUAAGUACCAACCAUGAGAUUUCAGAGUGCCAAUUGAUGAAGGAAUCAAGCACUCUCGAGGAACAAGUGAGCUUCAUCGCCAAUGCUAGGGGCAACAACCACUAUAAGAACUCUUUUAACCUGGGGUGGCGCAAUCAUCCCAACUUUGCUUGUUCUUCUCAAGACAAUCCAAGACUCCCCAAUUUCCAAGGACCGACGGGAAAUUAUCAAACAAGACCUCUCUUCAUUCAGCAAAGACCGCUAUUCCAAGGCUCGAACUUCCAACAACCGUUCCAAAGUCAAGGUGGUCAAGGGUUCUAACCAAAGCAGUCAAAAUUGGGAUUUUGAUCGUAAAAUCGUAGGAUUUUAAGAUUUUACUUAGGGAUUCCGAUCCUGAUUUUACUAUAAAAUCGGUGGACCUUAAAAUCGUUUAAAAUUGGGAUUAAAAUCGUACCAAAAUCGAGAUUUAAAUCGUAUGAAAAUAAAAUGACAGUUUGAGCAAAUUUAAAAAAAAAGUGGAAUUGCUUCGGCGGAAAGGGCAAUGAUGGGCAUCUUCUCAUAUAUUUUUUCUAUUAAAAAACAUUUGAAAAAAAAAUAAUUAAAUUAGGGCUCGGUCAAUCCCUUUUUCUUCGUCCGGUUGAACUGAUCGGUAAAAUAGUUGCCCUAAUAUUGUACGUACGUAAGAAUUAACAUCAUUAUUAACAAUUAAUAAUUAUAUUUUUAUCAACCACUAGCAUUAAUUAUUCAAUUGGAGUUCUUUUAUUCUUAGUUUUAAAUCAUGAUUUGCAGACGAUGUUGAAAUUAACCGGGUCAAAGUACUAUUUUGAGUUAAACUACCUAGACACAAGAUGAAAAACAAGAGCUAAGCCCCAUGAGAUCUAUCCUUUCCUCGUAAACUAUUUUGAGUUAUGCAUUAAAUAACAAUUAAAUGAUGAUUAUGGAACAAUAAUUUUGAGAAUUAUCAUUUUAAAUUUUAUGUGCGUUUGUGUUAUUAAAUGUUUUACCUUCUU
This is a messenger RNA of Linum trigynum, 1973 nucleotides long. The record is from the annotation of a GenBank genome assembly. Lineage: Eukaryota; Viridiplantae; Streptophyta; Magnoliopsida; Malpighiales; Linaceae.